AUGCUGUCGAGACGAGUCCUGCCGGCGCGAGUGCCAACGCUGGCUCGCAUCCCAACGACCUCCAGAAUCACGCUGACACAAGUCAGAUAUGCCUCUCAGGCGGAUAUACAGGACUCGGGAAUGAAUGGCGGAUAUGAGAACCCUCCAGCUCUGAAGCGCCAGUUCCGUGACCCAAACGCUGGGUGGUGGGAUGCGCAGGAUAAACGAAACUUCGGAGAGCCAGUCCAUGAAGAUAACGACAUCUUGACGACCUUCAGCCCGGAGGAGUAUACUCACUUCAAAGCCCCCAAGGCCUUUUUCUUGCUUGGGUGCUCCAUAGCCAGCGUGUUCGCUUUCUCCGGCAUCGUCAGCUUCUUCUAUCCGGACAAGCCCAGCGCCCCUCGAACGUUCCCAGAUGGACUCGAGGCCGAGCUCGGUGGACCCAAUGCACUAUCGGCGAGGAAGCCCCAUGAGGAUAGCUGGUGA
Messenger RNA from Microsporum canis CBS 113480, 465 nucleotides. RefSeq names its product NADH:ubiquinone oxidoreductase kD subunit. The record is from RefSeq and is a predicted model, not a curated record. Bases 1 to 465 code for a protein of 154 amino acids. The transcript has 3 exons. Lineage: Eukaryota; Fungi; Ascomycota; Eurotiomycetes; Onygenales; Arthrodermataceae. Gene Ontology annotation, cellular component: mitochondrion.